Messenger RNA from Spea bombifrons (plains spadefoot toad), 2807 nucleotides. It is a transcript of the gene BRINP1, whose product is annotated as BMP/retinoic acid inducible neural specific 1. The coding region runs from base 297 to 2570 and encodes 757 amino acids. Gene Ontology annotation, biological process: positive regulation of neuron differentiation; negative regulation of mitotic cell cycle. The transcript is spliced from 8 exons. The record is from RefSeq and is a predicted model, not a curated record. NCBI's taxonomy places the organism in Eukaryota, Metazoa, Chordata, Amphibia, Anura, Pelobatidae.
CAUUUUGUCUGCAUGAAUAGUAGGGCGUGUGAAGUAGUCGGUACAGCGAAUGCCAUGGUCUGUAUUUGAUUUUCUAUGCUUUGAGUUUAGAAAAGGGCGUUUUUUUUCCUCGGUAUGAUAAGGACUGUUAACUCGGAAUUAGCCAUCCAGCAUCCCCAUCAUGCCCACUGUGCUCGUGGUCUUCCACCUUGGAUUCUAGCAUCUCUUGAAUAUCCAUGUUUUGCCGGAGAGGCGCACUGACAGCAGGACUCCUGAAAAUGGAGCAAGAAUGAAAGGAGAAAAGCAUAGGGAAAAGCAUGAGCUGGUGUCUAGUUGAGUUGCUCUCCUUCCUACUCAUUUGGGAGCAGAUCACAUUACAGGAAUCAAUUCAACCUCAGCAACAUGUCUCCAAAGAGUUUGACUGGAUUAUCACUGAUCGAGGUCCAUUUCAUCACUCUCGCGAUUACCUGUCAUUUGUGGAGAGACAUCGACAGGGUUACUCUACCAGAUACAAAAUCUACAGGGAGUUUGCUCGUUGGAAGGUGAGGAAUGUUGCAGUAGAUCGAAAGGAGCCGCCUCGAAGUCCCUUGCCUCUAACACCUGAGUUCCAGCGCAGUUUAAGGCUUCUUGGACGAAGACCCACCUCCAAACAAAUUAUAGAGACCAUAAUUAAGAAAUACGGCACCCACCUUCUAGUCUCUGCUACACUAGGUGGUGAAGAGGCAUUGACAAUGUACAUGGAUAGAAGUCAUCUUGACCGACACACUGGAGAUGGAAAUCAUACUGUAGAGUCUCUGCACCAUCUUGCUUCAUCUUAUUUUGUGGACAGAGAUGGGACAAUGAGGAAACUUCAUGAGAUUCAAAUAUCAACAGGAGCAAUUAAGGUCACAGAGACUCGUACAGGACCAUUGGGCUGUAGCAGCUAUGACAAUCUGGACUCUGUCAGUUCAGUGCUUCUGCAAAGCACAGAGAGCAAGUUACAUCUUAAAGGUCUACAGAUCAUUGUCCCUCACUACUUGCAGGAGAAGUUUGUACAGUCCUCUUUGAGUUACAUCAUGUGUAAUGGGGAGGGGGAGUACAUUUGCAGGAACAAUCAGUGCUCUUGUUUGUGCUCCGAAUCCUACCCCCAGUGUAACUGUCCCAUCACCGACAUCCAGAUCAUGGAGAACGCGCUGAUUAACCAGGGAAAGGCAUGGGCACAGGCAUACAGAGACUUUGAGAACUCAGGUGAAUUUAAAUCCUUCAUGAGACAUUUGCCAAGCAAUCACUUCUUGAGCAUUGGAGCAAUUCAUCAGCAAUGGGGCAAUGACUGGGAACUACAGGGUCGCUACAAAUUACUGCAGAACACACUAGAAAUACAGAGACAGAAGAUGCAACGCACAACGCGAAAAGUCUUUGGACUAAGUCUUCGAUGUCGACAUAACCCCAACCAUCAAAUACCCAGAGAGAGGACAAUCCAGCAAUGGCUUGCUCAUGUGCAGUCUCUCCUUUAUUGUAAUGAGAAUGGCUUUUGGGGCACAUUUCUGGAAAGUCAAAGUAGCUGCGUAUGCCAUGGAGGAAGUACUCUAUGUCAGAGACCCGUCCCUUGCACCAUAGGAGGUAACCAGAGCUGUGCCAUGUGCAGCAUGGCUAACAUUUCUCUUUGUGGCUCAUGUAACAAGGGUUUCAAGUUGUAUAGGGGUCGUUGUGAAGCACAGAAUGUGGACUCUGAACGCAGUGAGCAGUUUAUGAGUUUAGAAACAGAGCUGGACUUCCAAGAUCAAGAGCUGCGUUAUCUCCUUCAAAAAAUGGACUCUCGACUUCAUGUGCACACAACUUUUAUCAGCAAUGAGAUACGAUUAGACACCUACUUUGAUCCACGUUGGAGGAAAAGAAUGUCUCUCACACUGAAGAGCAACAAACACAGAGUAGAAUUCCUUCACAUGGUAAUUGGAAUGUCCAUGCGUAUUUGUCAUGCUCGAAAUACAACGCUUGAUCCCAGCUUUUUUGUCUAUGUAAAUCCUUUUAGUGGGAGCCACUCAGAAGGAUGGAGUAUGCCUUUUGGGGAAUAUGGCUAUCCAAGAUGGGAGAAGACACGUCUACAAAAUAGUCAGUGCUUCAACUGGACCCUCUUAUUGGGCAACCGAUGGAAAACAUUCUUUGAAACGGUUCACAUAUACCUGCGUAGCCGGACACGUCUACAGUCACUACUACGCAAUGAGACUGGACAAGGUCCUGUUGACCUAUCUGACCCUAUGAAACGUCAGUUUUAUGUGAAAAUCUCAGAAGUACAGUUGUAUGGGUAUAGCCUAAGAUUUAACCCAGACCUUUUGCGUAGUGCAGUUCAACAGGUAAAUCAGUCAUACUCUCAAGGUGGUCAUUUCUAUGCCUCCUCCUCAGUUAUGCUGCUUAUGCUAGACAUCCGGGAAAGAAUCAAUCGUUUGGCCCCCCCAACUGGGCCAGGAAAGCCACAACUGGACCUCUUCACUUGUAUGCUAAAGCACCGUUUGAAGUUGACCAAUAGUGAGAUCAUACGGAUCAACCAUGCUCUUGACUUAUAUAGCACCGAGGUUCUAAAACAGCCUGACCACAUGACAGUAAAACUUUGUUAACCACUCUUCUGUGGCCCAAUGGGUUAACUUUUAUUGUAAAACACUUCUGGCACAAUAUCUUAAGAAAUUGUGAGGACUAUCAACUUAAAUACUUAAUGAAAUCAAUUUUGCCAACUGAACCAAUUUGAAGGUUUUCUUAAUAUACAGAAAUUUGUAGAAUCCACUUUAAUUGCUUACUGUGAUUAUGAUGUACUAUGAAUAAGGAAGUAUAUUUACAUACUUCUUAAUCAAAAUAAA